AUGUCGGAAGGUGCAGGCGUGAAUAAGUCUCGUAUAACUUUCCGAGCUGAGAAUAUGCGCAGCCUACGUGAACAGCAGCACAUCCGCUAUGGGCCUGGGACGAAUAAUUCGGCAUUGCUUGAUGAACCCACAAUACUACUUAACCGUUCGGAGAAAACUAUGCAGACGACGCUUGAUACAGUCGACAUGAAUAGCUCGAGUGUCGUGAAGACGACUCUGCGUUUAAACGUGGAACAUUCGAUGUCUGAGGAGUUAAUGGCAUCGUUCGAGGACAUGCUUGUAGAAUAUAUAGCUAACUGGGAUGCAAUAAAUAUGACCGAGGAAGAAAUCCGCCAACGUGCCUCACAGUUGCCUCUUGAUAGCUCCCUACAGCAGUCCAUUCUUAAUGUUCUGAGGGAACUAGCUCCAGGAGACAGAUCAGUUUCAUUGGCUAGAUCGUUAUCUGUUUCACAAUUCUCAUAUACCCAAGCCAGAAAGAGCCUCGUGGAUGGGCCACAAUUUACAGAGAAAGAGGUGAUCGCCUUAUCCCGGGAGCAUAAGGUCGCUCGCGAUGCUAGCACUGCUCAGGCAGUACGCAACCUACUCCAUAGCAAACAUCGUCUACAGGUCGUCGGCGCGCUACAGCAUCUGCAACAAAUUCGGGACAGAAUGCACACCGAUCGGUCACGUGAAAUACUUCAGCUUGACCAUGCCCGUCUCAUUGCACGACCACAUGUUAUUAGUCGGGACUUCGGGAUCUACCAGUCUUAUACGUGCUACUUAUGUCGGAACGUUUUUUCUUCCAUUGAGUUCCUUCAGGCACACCUGUUGAGUCUGAAACAUCACCGACUCUGUCUGUCGAAGGAGCGAAGGCAGGUAGUUAAGUGGGCAAUGGAAGAGCCUAAAGUGCCGGCCACUGUAAUGAAUACAACAUCAGCAGAAGAGGGGCAGGAGGGAACUGGGACUGAGACUCCUAGUAUACUCCCAGACCCAUCCAAUGAGGCAGAAAAGGGAACUGAAAAUGAGGCUACAGGCAGUAAGAAUAACUCUGUGUUCGAACUAAUUAACAAAGCCAGGAACCUGAAGGACGUUGCUGAGAACCCAAACAACACCUUCGCCGCUGUGGGGGUACCCAGUGAUGCUUCCGAUGACAUUAUCAAUCCUAUGAAGAACGUUGUUUUUGCUGAAUUGUUCGAUGAAGCCCAGAGGAUUAGGUUGCUCAAAUCAAAGAAUGCGAUCGUUCUUGAUUAUGGAACAUGCCUGUUUUGUGGAACUAAGGUUGACCUAAGUCCUUUAGUGGAGGUGCACAGAUGCACACAAGAGACCACGGAGGUUAUUGGCAGCCCCGAGUUUUUCACACCGGAACUGUCUCCGGUCAAGUAG
Dibothriocephalus latus is the source of this 1362-nucleotide messenger RNA. The record is from the annotation of a GenBank genome assembly. NCBI's taxonomy places the organism in Eukaryota, Metazoa, Platyhelminthes, Cestoda, Diphyllobothriidea, Diphyllobothriidae.